Messenger RNA from Rhopilema esculentum, 11036 nucleotides. RefSeq names its product filamin-A. The record is from RefSeq and is a predicted model, not a curated record. Gene Ontology annotation, molecular function: actin filament binding. Gene Ontology annotation, biological process: actin cytoskeleton organization. NCBI's taxonomy places the organism in Eukaryota, Metazoa, Cnidaria, Scyphozoa, Rhizostomeae, Rhizostomatidae.
CCGGUGGCAAUGAGACCCUGACUAAGAAAGGACAUCUUCAGAAGAUUCUCCUGCACAACGUGAAGGCUCGAUCUCCUUAUUACCUGCAUAUCAAGUAAGAACAAGAAGACCCCCGGGCUUAUUUAAAAACAAAGAAUUUACCUGCAGAAGAUCUUUACGCGGGUAAAGAAGGAUCAGAAUGAGGCAAAGUAGGAAUUUGUCUGGCCUAAAUUCAGCUACAGGACAGGCAGGGCAUCGGCAUGCUAAUGGAUCAGCGGCCAGCGCAGACGAAGAAAACAUCCCAUCACCCUUGAGAAGAGCAAGUGGCAAGCGGCGUUCUAGGCCGUUCUCUGGAGAAUUCGACUAUGACGCAAUCAAUCACCCAUUACCUAAAUCCCCUGUCUCAAAAAAGGAAGGAGGCAUUCACGAAAACGCAAUGGCAGUGGAAGACCCUACAUCCACCGAUGCAGCAUGGAAGAAGAUCCAACAGAACACAUUUACAAGGUGGUGCAACGAACAUCUUAAAUGUGUGAACCUUUUUAUUUACAACUUGGAAAGUGAUUUCAACGAUGGACUGAAGCUAGUAAGCCUUCUGCAAGUGCUUUCGCACAAGAGAAUCAAUAGAUAUAACAAAAAGCCAACGUUUCGACCCCAAAAAUUGGAAAAUAUUGCAAUUGCACUUAAAUUCAUCGAUGAUGAAGACAUCAAACUGGUCAACAUUGAUGCUAGCGAUAUUUAUAAGGGUAACCUGAAGCUGAUUCUCGGCUUAAUAUGGACGUUGAUUUUGAAAUACCAGAUCAGUAUGCCAAUGCUAGAUACUGAUGAUGAGCAAGGAAAAACACCAAAGCAAGCUUUGAUGGGAUGGGUGAAAAGCAAACUUCCACCCGAGGUGAAGUGUGAUAACUUUGCCAAAGAUUGGAAUGAUGGUAUUGCACUUGCCAGUCUUGUUGAUGCCACUGCUCCCGGACUGUUCCCAGAAUGGGAAGACCUGAAUCCUGCAAACAAAUUGGACAAUGCCAGAGAUGCCAUGAAGAGAGCCGAAGAUUGGCUUGGAAUACCACAGGUCAUCACCCCAGAAGAGAUCACAAAUCCAAAUGUGGACGAACUCAGUGUCAUGACCUACGUUUCGUACUUCCCAGAAGCUAAGGUGAAACCUGGUGCUCCAAUCAAACAGAAGAUGACCGAUGCCUCUAAAUGCAGAGCCUGGGGUCCUGGUAUUGAAUCGGAGGGUGUCAUUGCAAACCAAGCAGCUGAUUUCUUUGUUGAAGCAACUGGAUCCUCAAAAGGCAAAGUUAAUGUUUCUGUUUUGGGACCUGGAAGGAAGCAAAUUGAUUGCGAAAUAAUUGAUAACCACGACAAUACAUAUUCGUGUCGCUAUGUUGCACCGAAGCCUGGCAUUUACGAUGUGCAUAUUCGAAUUGGCGGACAUCACAUUCCUGACAGUCCGUUCCGCGUCAACGUCAGCUCAGAUGUCGAUGCAACAAAGGUUUAUGCUAGGGGGCCAGGUCUUGAGCCAACUGGUGUUAUUGUCAACAGACCAGCUAAGUUUGAAGUUGUUACAUCUGGAGCAGGCCACGGAAAUGUCCAUGUUGAUAUUAUUGACCCUAAAGGAAAUAAAAAGACUGAACUGCAAAUCGAAGAUCAAGGGAAUGGCAUUUUUGCUUGCCAGUACCUCCCCUCCGUUGUUGGAAAAUACGUCAUCUGCAUCAAGUUUGGUGACUCUGAAAUUGCGAAGAGCCCAUUCAGAGUCCAAGUGGAAAAGGCAGCGACCAGAGUCAAUAUAUACGGCCCAGGUUUAGAGCCAGGUUUGAAGACAGGAAAGCCGGCAACAUUCACCGUAGACUGCAAAGAGGUUGGUGUAGGAAAUCUGGAUAUCGAGAUUGAGGGACCAGGAAGAGGUGAUGUUUCUUGUGACGUGGAAGAUAAUGGCGAUGGCACAUUUACUUGUACCUACAGGCCUAUGAAACCUGGAACAUACAUCGUCAAAGUUCGUUAUGACCAAGAACCUGUACCAAAGAGCCCUGUUAAAGUUACCAUCACAUCGAGCGCCGAUCUUAGUAAGAUUAAAGCUUGGGGGCCAGGACUUGAAGGAGGCGUUGAGGGAAUGCCAGCUGAAUUUUAUGUCGAAGCUAAAGGAACAAAAUUGGACAGUCUGACCUUUGCUGUUGAAGGCCCUGGCAAGGCCCCAGUUGAAGUUGAGGAAACUGGGCCAAGCAAACUGACUAUUCGGUAUUUCCCAGAGGAGAAAGGUGAAUAUGUCAUCCACGUGAUGUGUGAGGAAAUCGACAUCCCAACCAGCCCAUUCAGAGUAAAGAUCGUUGCCAAGGGUGAUGCCAGUAAAGUUUACGCUGAUGGACCAGGAUUGAAACCAGGCUGCAUGACCGGCCGCCCUGCAGAGUUUACCGUUUUUACACACAAGGCAGGCGGUGCUGGAAAAGUAGAGGUUAUCUGCACAGACGAAGAUGGCACCCCUGUGGAAGUUAAGAUGAAGGACAAUAGAGAUGGCACUUACUCUGUCUCUUACAUGCCAGUUAAACCAGGAACAUACACUGUUACAAUCAAGUUUGCCGCAGCCAACAUCCCAAAGAGCCCGUACCAGGUUCUCAUCAAACCAUACUGCGACCCAACCAAGGUCAAAGUGACCGGAGCUGGUCUUAAAGGCGGCAAAGCGAACAAACCAGCGAAUUUCGAAAUUGAUGCUAGCAAAGCUGGUGAGGGUGGUAUUGGCCUAACGAUUGAAGGACCUGUUGAAGCUGACAUCAAAUGCGAUGAUCAUGGAAAUGGAACGUGUAGCGUGGAAUACUUGCCAGUUGAAGAUGGCGAAUACACAAUCAAUGUACUUUUUGCAGAUGUGCAUGUACCCGGAAGCCCCUUCAAAGCCAUAGUUAGCUCUGACUUUGAUGCGUCCAAGGUGAAAGCUACCGGCCCCGGACUUGAACCAGGUUGCAAAGCCGGCAGACGUCUACCAAUCACAGUCGACAGCCGUAAAGCCGGAAAGGCCGCAUUAAACGUGGUGGUCACUGAUGAGGUUGGAAACCCUGUUGAUGUUGAAAUGAACGAACUCGAACCAGGUCUACAUGAAGUAUUCUACAGCCCAAAAUCACCUGGCGAACACACAAUCACAGUCACAUUCGGUGGCAAGCCAAUACCAAAAAGCCCCUUCAAAGUCAAGAUCGAGCCAGCUGCUGAUGCAAGCAAAGUCAAGGUAUCUGGCCCAGGUAUUAAACCAACUGGUAUUAGAGCAGAGGAACCAACGUACAUUGAGAUUGAUGCCUCUGAGGCAGGUGAAGGUAAUGUUGAUGUUAGUAUCGAACCAGACAGCCGAAGAAUGCCAAAGGUUGAUGACAUUGAGGUUAAAGAGGGAGACAAGCCAAACACUUACAUUGUUACGUAUGUACCACCAAAGAAGGGUAAAUAUACAAUCACUAUCAAGUUUGGUGGUGAUGAUGUGCCAAAGAGUCCAUUCAAGAUUGAUGUCGAGCCAGGAAUUGAUGUAUCGCAAUGCAAGGUUUACGGGCCUGGAUUGGAAGAGGUUAUCGUUGGACAAGAGUCAUCGUUCACAGCUGAAUGCCCCGAGGAAGCCGGUCCUGGUAAACUGUCAGUCACAAUUGAAAACCCUGACGGCUCCCAGACUGAUGUCUUAGUCAAAGAAGGAAAGAAAGGUGUCUUCACUAUAAGCUGGACAGCUAGCAUGAUCGGCAAACACAAGGUCGUUGUUAAGUUUGGAGGAAAAGAAGUUCCCGGAAGUCCAUUUGCAGUCAGUGCAUUGAUGAAGGGUGACGCAAGCAAAGUCAAACUCUCUGGGCCAGGACUCGAGAAGGCAAUCGUCGACAAGCCAAACGAAUUUGUAAUCAACACAAAGAACGCCGGUGCUGGAAAUCUCGGUCUCGCAAUUGAAGGCCCAGCUGAGGCAAAGAUCACUUGCAAAGAUAACGGUGAUGGUACAUGCACGGUUAGUUAUAUUCCAGUUGAACCCGGAGAUCAUGAGAUCAACGUCCGAUUUGCUGAUGAACAUGUGCCUGGAAGCCCUUUUGUUGUGCCAGCUUACUUGCCAGUAGAUGCCAGCAAGGUUAAAUGCAGCGGUGAUGGUUUGAAGAAGAACGUGGACGCCAGCUUUCCACAAGAAUUCAUCAUUGAUGCCUCAAAGGCUGGAGAUGCACCCCUGGAAGUGGAAAUUACAGGACCGGACAGAAAGCCAAGAAAACCGGAGAUCACCGACAACAAGGACGGUACUUACAAAGUGAAAUAUGUGCCAGAUGUAGAAGGUCGUUACACCAUUGGUGUCAAGUAUGGUGGAGAUACAGUAGCUCAGUCUCCGUUCCGCGUACAGGCCAAUCCGACCGGUGAUGCAUCAAAAUGCAAAGUAUCCGGACCAGGAGUGAAGAACCCAAGCGUUGGAAAACCUGCAAAGUUCGAGGUCGAUGCCACGAAAGCAGGCAAAGGUAAUGUCACGCCAAAGGUUCGCAACCCAGUUGGGGAUGAAAUCCCAUGUGAAGUCAAAGAAGUUGAUGACAAUGUUUAUGCAUGCUCAUGGACACCGGAGGAGCCAGGAGAUCACCUCGUUGAUGUUAACUUCGGCGGCAGACCAGUCAACGGUUCACCAUUCAAAGCCAAGGCGAUCGAUGGCCCUGAUACCAGCCCAAUCAACACUGAUGAUCUUGCCAGUCAACUCGCAGAUGAACCUGUUGUUGAUCUGCCAGUUGAGUCAGUCUUGGACUGCUCAGAACUCGAACCAGGAAAGUUGGAAGGACUUGUCACAACACCUUCUGGAAAGAAAGACAAAGUAAAGGUUAGUGACAAUGGCGAUGGUACCUAUGAUAUUGAAUAUACACCAAAGGAACUCGGAGUUUAUACUCUUGAUGUCACUUACGAGAAUGUACCAGUCCCAGGAAGUCCAUUUAAGUUCAAGGUUGUCAAACCAGGACCACGAAAGGUUAAAGUGCAUGGCCCAGGACUGAAGAAGGGUUACGUAAACAAGCCAAACGCAUUUAUUAUUGAUACAAAAGGAGCCGGACCGGGUGAGCUGUCGCUUGCUGUUGAAGGGCCCAGCAAGGCUGACUUUGAAUGCAUCGAUAAUGGCGAUGGAACCUGCACUGCUACAUACAUUCCUAAAGAGCCAGGUACCUAUGACAUCUUCAUCAGUUUCGCCAAUGAAAGCAUCCCUGAUGCUCCAAUCAAAGUGCAAGUUGUCGAGGAAGAGCCAAUGCUUGAAGUUGGAAAGGAGGCUGAACUCAACAUGGCUCCAGACGAUGUUCGUGUUCCAAGUGACUUGCCUUCUCUCAGUGGUGUUUUGUCUUCCCCAAGAAAGGACACACCAAUCGAUCUUAAAGAGGGUCCAAACAAAACACUUAGUGCCAAUUUCACACCAGUUGAAGCUGGACGAAACGAUUUGCAUUUGAAGAAAAAAGGGAAAGAGUUGCCCGGAUGCCCAGUUCCUCUCCUGGUUCGUGACAAACCGGAGAUCGGAAAGCCUUGCAAGAUUCCUUUCGAGCUACCUGAUGUUGACAGGAAGAAGGACAUCAACAAACUCAAGGGUAGUCUUAUCAGGCCAAACGGAAAGAAGGAACCUUUGGAUGUUGAUGUGACACCUGAAGGAGAUAUAUCUGUAACUUUCACGCCCAACGAAGCAGGCAAGCACAUAAUCAAUAUCAAGAAAAACAAGAAGCACGUCGAAGAAAGCCCAUACGUGAUUAUCGUGCCAGGUGAAGAAUUGGCACCAACUGCUUUGGUUGGUAGUCCAUGUGAUGUCAAUCUCGACUUGCCAGAUGUUGUUCUUCCAGAUGACUUGAAAGAUCUUAAAGCUACAGUUGAAAGACCAAAUGGAGAGGAAGAACCUUGUGAGAUGUCAGUCAACAAAGACAAGACUUUGGCUGUAUCCUUCACCCCACGUGAGCCAGGUCUCCAUCUUAUCCACAUCAAGAAGAAGCGUAGACCAGUUAAGGGAAGCCCAUUCAAGGUUAUGGUUGAACAAGCACCAAAACCAGUGAAAAACCCAACAGUUGGAAACCCAUGUGAUGUUAACUUCAGCCUUCCAGAUGUCAACUUGCCUGAAGAUUUCGAGCAUCUUACUGCUGAACUCGAAAGGCCAACUGGUGCCACGGAACCAGUCGACCUCAAGCUUAAUCCAGACAACAGUUUGUCUGUUAGCUUUGUUCCAACAGAACCAGGCAUGCACCUUAUCCAUAUAAAGAAGAGACGAAGACCAAUUAAGGACAGUCCAAUCAAGAUCAUGGUCGAUGAAGCUCCAGAAGCUGAAAAAGCUCCCACUGUUGGAAACCCAUGCGAUGUUAACUUGGAACUGCCUGAUAUUGUAUUGCCUGAUGACCUGUCAGAAAUCACAGCUAUUCUCGAGAGGCCAACACUCAUGAGAGAGAAGGUGCCAGUCAAGGCUAACCCGGACAAUACUUUGGCAGUCUCAUUUGUGCCCCAGGAAGCAGGUCUUCACCAAAUCCACAUCAAGAAGUCAAGGAAGCCAGUUAAGGGUAGUCCAUUUAAGGUCAUGGUUGAAGAAGCUGUCCCUGCGGAGAAGCAGCCAACCGUAGGAAAUCCAUGUGAUGUGAACUUGGAAUUGCCAAGUCUUAAGCUUCCAGAUGACCUCAAGAAACUAAAGGCAACACUGACAAGACCAAACGGAAAGAAAGAGCCACUAGAAUUGACAGCCAAUCCAGACAAUACUCUCGGAAUGCAUUUUAUUCCAGAACAACCUGGCAAGCACAUUAUUGAAAUUCUUAAGGACAGGCGUCCUGUGGAAGGAAGUCCUAUUGAAAUAAUGGUUGUAGAAGAAGAACCAUCAAAGAAGGAGCCUACAGUUGGUGAUGAGUGUGCCCUUGAUCUGGACAUCCCCGGCCUAGACUUACCUGGUGAUCUCAGCAGACUGAGUGCUACUUUGAAGAGGCCAUCAAAGACAAAAGAAGAGCCAAUUGAUAUUGAAGUAACACCAGAGAAAACCAUCAGUGUCAAAUUUGUUCCAACCGAGCCUGGAGAACAUCUCAUCAGCAUCAAGAAGGAUCGUAAACACGUACAAGGCAGUCCUUUCUCUGUCAAUGUAGUUGGUGCCCCUAUUUCAGAAGACAUUGUCCCAGAAACUGAACAGGUCGCCGAGUCUGCCGCAGAUUUCCCAGACUUUCCAGAUUACCCUGAAGAGCAGACCAAACCAGCUGUUGGUGCUCCACAUAAUUCAAACUUCAAAGUACCAGGAAUCAAGCUCCCUGAUGAUCUACCUUAUCUUACUGCUGUUCUUGAUAGACCUAAUGGUGACAAAGAGCCUUUGGAUGUCAAGCAAGGUCCAGAUGAGACAAUUGCAGUCUCAUUCACACCUAAAGAAUCUGGUGAGCAUUUGCUGCACAUUAAGAAGAAUCGCAGAGAGGUUUCUGGCAGCCCGUUUGUUAUCAUAGUAGAAGGAAUGGAACCAAAGAAAUCACCUGCAGUUGGAACUCCAUGUGACGUCAACCUUGUUUUGCCUGAUAUAUCACUACCAAAUGACCUACCAUACCUUAAAGCCAAAUUGACACGUCCUAAUGGCAAAACUGAGCCACUGAAUCUUAGUGUGGGCCCAGACAAUUCCCUGUCAAUGAAUUUCACGCCAACCGAGACAGGAAAACAUGUUAUUGAUAUCACAAAGAAUGGAAAGCCUAUCAAACAGAGUCCUAUUAUAAUUCUUGUAGAGGAAGAAGAGAGACCAAAGGUACCGACGGUUGGAAAUGUGUGUGACGUUAACUUGGAUAUUGAAGGAAUCCAGCUACCACGUGAUCUUAAACACUUGAGUGCUACAUUGAAGAGACCAUCUGGAAAAGAGGAACCUAUGGAGGUACGAUGCAAUGAUGACAAUACCUUGAACUUGUCGUUCACCCCCACAGAGCCAGGAGACCAUUACGUCUAUGUGAAGAAGGACGGUAAGAACGUUAAUGGAAGCCCAUUCUUAAUUGCUGUAGAAAUGUCAGAAGAACCAGAGCGAGCACCAACUGUUGGCAGUCCUUGUGACGUGGCUGUUGAGCUGCCUGAUUUGCGUAUACCCGAAGACCUUAAAUUUUUGAAGUGUACACUUGAGAGACCAAAUGGAAACACAGAACCACUUGAGCCCAAAGCCGGUCCAGACAAUACACUGUCAGUCAAUUUUGUACCCGAGGAACCAGGGAAACAUCUUAUCAACAUAAAGAAGGACAGGAGACAUGUGAAGGGAAGCCCAAUCGAGGUGAUGGUUAAAGAUGCUAAGCCAAGAAAGCCUGGCCAGCCUUGCGCUAUUGGACUAGAAAUUCCUGGAAUUAGAAUCCCUGAGGACCUGCGUUAUUUGAAAGCAACCGUGACAAGUCCAUCAGGAAAGGAAGAGCCUGCUGAAUUGAAGGCAGGUCCUAACAACAGAACGAUCGUGGUGUCAUUUAUGCCGAAAGAAGUUGGAAAGCACUUGUUGAACAUCAAGAAGCGCGGUGAGCAUGUACAGAACAGUCCAUAUGAGGUGAUUGUGAAACCUGAAGAUCUUCCCGUAACCAAACCUGAUGCAUCAAAGGUGAAAGUCAGAGGUGAUGGCCUUAAAGGUGGCCCAGUCAAUACACGUUUGGAUUUCCUUGUUGACACUCGUGAUGCUGGUUAUGGAGGUCUAGGCCUAUCCGUUGAAGGACCAUCGAAGGUUGAGAUCAACUGUGUUGACAACGAGGAUGGAACAUGCACUGUCGACUUUACACCUGACGAGGCUGGCACGUACAACAUAAAUGUCACCUAUGCUGAUGAGCAUAUUCCAGGAAGUCCUUUCAAGUGUGUUGUCACUGGCGACAAAGGUAGAAGGCGAAGACCCGUAGAAGAAGAUAUCUCUGCAGUUGAACAAGGAGUUGAGGAAAGUGCACCAGAUUCAUACAGUGACAUACUUGCAUUCCCAAGCACAAAAGCCCCGCAGGAUUUCGUAAUCAAAUUCUCGGGAACCGGAGAACUAAACGCAACAGUGACAAGGCCAUCUGGAGUGGAAGAUCCUGCUGAUGUUAUGGAAGCUGGACGGGAUCAGUACACGAUCCGAUUCAUUCCACGAGAAACCGGAGAACACAAGGUAAACGUGAAGCACAGAGGAAGACACAUUCCUGGCUCUCCAUUCAAAGUGUAUGUUGAUGCCCCAUCAGGUGGUGCCAAAGCCUGCAAAGCAUUUGGACUAGGUCUCACAAAGGCUGUUGCCGGAGAGCCAUGUAAAUUCACAGUCAAUACCAAGGAUGCAGGACCAGGAGGUCUGGCUGUUGCCGUUGAAGGACCAGCUAAAGCUGACAUUCAAUGCCAUGACAACGGAGAUGGCACAUGCGACAUAACAUGGUACCCAGUUGAGCCUGGAGAGUACACUGUGCAUAUCAGGUUUGCUGAUGAACCAAUCCCUGAUAGUCCUUUCACAGUCAACGUCGUUGCUCCUGGAGAAGGUGCGGCAAUGAGCAUGGCCAAGUUCAAGGAACAGGUUCUCAGAGUUGGACAACAAGCAAGCUUUGCAGUUCGUAUGAAAGGAAAGGACGGGAAAUUAACAGCCUCAGUCCAAUCACCGUCAGGCGCUGAAUUAGAAUGCUCUGUUGUUGAGAUAGAAAAGGAUAACUUCGCUGUGAGGUUUGUUCCAAAGGAGCUUGGCGAACACAGAGUCAAUGUUUUCUUGGAUGGUCAUCACAUUCCUGGCAGUCCGUUUAAAGUACGAGUAGGAGGCAUUGAUGGAGAUCCAAGCAAAGUCAGAGCCUACGGUCCAGGUCUUAGAGCCGGUGUUGUAAACCUGGAAGCCGAAUUUACUGUCAACGCACUCGACGCGGGCUCAGGUGCGCUUGCCUUGUCUAUUGAUGGACCAGCAAAGGUAAAGAUGAACUGCAUGGAACAAGACGAUGGAACCUACAAAGUGACGUACAGACCAACGAUAGCUGGAAGUUACGAAAUCAGCAUCCGGUUCGCAGGACAGCACAUCCCUGGCAGUGCAUACAAAGUCAUAAUUGCUGCAUCAGAAGAUGCCAUUGAUGCAGCAAACAUCCCAGAUGCAAGUAAGUGCACAUCACGUGGAGAUGGGUUAAAGAGAGCAUACAUAAACGAGGUUGCCUCCUUCACAGUCAAUGCCAGCCAAGCUGGAAGAGGUGCAAUCAUGGUGGGUGUCGAAGGACCUGUCAUCCCAGCAAGGCAGAUUUUUGUUAAGCACACAGGGGGCGGUGUCUACUCUGUUGAGUACAUACUCGAGGAAAAAGGUGACUACGUAUUGAGAGUUCUAUGGGGUGGCUUCGAUAUCCCUGGAUCGCCUUUCCAUAUUAAAGUCUAGACAUUCGGGAUAUUUGAAUUACUCGCGAACUUAGCAAAAUUUUCUACAAUUUUCGAAGACAAUCGUUUUUGGACACUAAUUCGGACUGUAUUCACUUGUAGUAAAUGACUUAGAGUUGAUUUCUGUAAAAUCAAAUUUUUAAGCGCCUUUUUUGUGGUCAAACAAACCAAUUGUCUUUUUUAUAACAAUUUGUUGUUUUCAAAACUUUUAAACGGCAUGCCCCACGAUAUUGGUAUGCAUGUUACCCAAAAUUUUGUGCCUUCCUGCAGAGUACACGAUAAUUUAACACUUAAAAGCUCCAAUUGGAUGGAUGUCAAAUAUGCUCUUUGAUUGCAAACAUGGUUGCAUACGUGUUCCCCUAACUCCGAGGAAAGCAUUUCUCUUUGAAGUAUUUUCGUCUGUAUUAGUAUUAUUAUCAGCCCCAGUGCAUUAUGCCCCAGUGCUUUUUUGUGGCAAUUUCCAGAUUUUGGACGGAAAUAAACAUUUUGAAACCGCAGCAUAUUUGUUGAAAAUAUGAAGAUGUCGUUUGAGUUGCUUUGUUUUUGCUUGAUUUUGAGAUUAAUCUGAUAUCUCUCAUUAUUCUAUCUAGCACGUCAUUAUUUAUUUAAUUCUUGCUCAUAUCUGUGGCACUUGAUAUUUUUGCUUGCAACGCGAAUAUAAAUUUCUAAACGCAACGUUUUCUUAUUUAGUAAUUAGUGCGCCCAUUCGAUAGAUAUGGAUAAUAACUGGUGUAUAUAGAUGACAGAUUUUUUGUAACCUUUGCUUUUCAUUGUCCUUAUCUCUUUAAUAAGUAGAGAACCUGAAA